AUGACAGUUCAGAUGACCGUUCAGAUGACAGUUCAGAUGACCGUUCAAAUGACCGUUCAGAUGACCGUUCAGAUGACCGUUCAGAUGACAGUUCAGAUGACAGUUCAGAUGACCGUUCAGAUGACCGUUCAGAUGACCGUUCAGAUGACAGUUCAGAUGACAGUUCAGAUGACCGUUCAGAUGACCGUUCAGAUGACCGUUCAAAUGACCGUUCAAAUGACCGUUCAAAAUGACCGUUCAGAUGACCGUUCAGAUGACCGUUCAGAUGACAGUUCAGAUGACAGUUCAGAUGACCGUUCAGAUGACCGUUCAGAUGACCGUUCAGAUGAGAGUUCAGAUGACAGUUCAGAUGACCGUUCAGAUGACCGUUCAGAUGACCGUUCAGAUGACCGUUCAGAUGACCGUUCAGAUGACAGUUCAGAUGACAGUUCAGAUGACCGUUCAAAUGACCGUUCAGAUGACAGUUCAGAUGACAGUUCAGAUGACCGUUCAGAUGACAGUUCAGAUGACAGUUCAGAUGACCGUUCAAAUGACCGUUCAGAUGACAGUUCAGAUGACAGUUCAGAUGACCGUUCAGAUGACCGUUCAGAUGACAGUUCAGAUGACCGUUCAAAUGACCGUUCAGAUGACAGUUCAGAUGACAGUUCAGAUGACCGUUCAGAUGACCGUUCAGAUGACAGUUCAGAUGACAGUUCAGAUGACCGUUCAGAUGACCGUUCAGAUGACCGUUCAGAUGACAGUUCAGAUGACAGUUCAGAUGACCGUUCAGAUGACCGUUCAGAUGACCGUUCAGAUGACAGUUCAGAUGACCGUUCAGAUGACCGUUCAGAUGACCGUUCAGAUGACAGUUCAGAUGACAGUUCAGAUGACAGUUCAGAUGACCGUUCAGAUGACCGUUCAGAUGACCGUUCAGAUGACCGUUCAGAUGACAGUUCAGAUGACAGUUCAGAUGACCGUUCAGAUGACAGUUCAGAUGACAGUUCAGAUGACCGUUCAGAUGACCGUUCAGAUGACCGUUCAGAUGACCGUUCAGAUGACAGUUCAGAUGACAGUUCAGAUGACCGUUCAGAUGACAGUUCAGAUGACAGUUCAGAUGACAGUUCAGAUGACCGUUCAGAUGACCGUUCAGAUGACAGUUCAGAUGACCGUUCAGAUGACCGUUCAGAUGACCGUUCAGAUGACAGUUCAGAUGACAGUUCAGAUGACAGUUCAGAUGACAGUUCAGAUGACAGUUCAGAUGACCGUUCAGAUGACCGUUCAAAUGACCGUUCAGAUGACAGUUCAGAUGACAGUUCAGAUGACCGUUCAGAUGACCGUUCAGAUGACAGUUCAGAUGACAGUUCAGAUGACCGUUCAGAUGACCGUUCAGAUGACCGUUCAGAUGACAGUUCAGAUGACAGUUCAGAUGACCGUUCAGAUGACAGUUCAGAUGACCGUUCAGAUGACCGUUCAGAUGACCGUUCAGAUGACAGUUCAGAUGACAGUUCAGAUGACAGAUGA
Messenger RNA from Knipowitschia caucasica, 1500 nucleotides. The record is from the annotation of a GenBank genome assembly. NCBI's taxonomy places the organism in Eukaryota, Metazoa, Chordata, Actinopteri, Gobiiformes, Gobiidae.